GGGAAAAUAACCAUCGGAAAUGAGAGGGUGAACAAAAUUAUGAAGGUGUACUACGAGCAAUGGGAUGAGAUGGGAUGAAUGGGAUGGAAGGCCACGGCAACCAUUGAAGGGGUGAACAUCAUCCUCCCGGUGAGGGUGUACAAAAUUACAUUCCUCCUUUGCACCCUCUCCGCCACAGGAACACUCCAAAAGGAGGUGCGGCCUAAAUACGAAAUCUCCGGCCUUACUCUCACCUACACACAAAAACUCAUUGAAUACUUAUAGGUCAAGCUCAGAGUAUUUGCUGCUCCAACAGCUGUAAUUGGGAGGUCUGUUCGCUUCUGAUGCUUCCCCCGUCGUGGAACAAAAGACAGAGUUGAUCGACGGUCUGCCUAGCAAUUCUGGAAUUCUGACGAUUACAGCGGUAAUAAGGACGCUUUUCUGCACCUUUGAUUUUUUGAAGGGAUGGUAAAAUUAAUGUCAUAGGAGGAGAUAACAUCGAACAAUUUCAUGUCUUUUGAGGUCUCACUCUUUUGUCAGUAAUGUUUAAUAGCAGAUCGGUUGUUCAAACACGUAGGUGCCUCAACCCCUCAUUUUUAUAGGAGUAAUAGGGAGCAUAUCUGAUGCUGCUUGAGUAUAUAGAGUGACUGAGAUUCCCCCUGUCGAAAACAAAGAUAAUCAUGCAUUGAUGCAUGUGUUAGAAUGCUUGCGCUCCCAUUAACCUCUUUCAUAUGUAAAGAAGGCAAGGCCUUGUACUUUAGAAGAGAAUUUUCCCAAACAAGUGCCUUAGAUAUUGGAAUAAGUGGAAGUGACUUUAGAACUGUGCAGACAUUAGCCUAUGAUGCAUAGUGGAAUCAGGAUGUGGUAGCAAUAACAUCAGUCAUUUACAGACAUUUCAUUAAACACCUGACAAGCAUAUAGCUAGUUCUCAUAUUUAGCAAUGGAAGAUGGUGAUAGGGACCGGUUCCUAUCAGAUGGAGCAGCGAGAACCAAUGGAGAUAGAAACAGAAAUGUACCUCACAUGUGGAGCCAGUGGCAAUUGCUUGAUUCCGUUCUUCCAACCGGCGGAUUCGCUCAUUCUUUUGGGCUAGAGGCAGCAAUUCAAGUGCGUAUAGUGACCGGACCUGAAGAUCUGAAAACGUAUGUGAUCCAUGUUCUGGAAAACACCGCGAGUCUUCUUCUCCCUUUUGUUUACUCUGCAACCAUUUCUCCGGACAUGGAAACCUGGCACAAGCUUGACCGGACGCUGGAUUCCAUGCUAACGAAUGAUGUGAGUCGAAAGGCGUCAAUUUCACAAGGUUCGGCACUCAUGAGAGUUGCCUCUGCGGUUUUCUCAGAACUCCCGAUUCUCAAAGUGAUGAGAGACACCUCUCUGUGUACCGGAAAUGUGAGAUUCCACCAGGCGCCGAUCUUCGGUAUGAUUUGCGGGCUUCUCGGAAUGGAUCCAGAAGCUUCUCAAAAGGGCUACAUGUACAUAACAAUGAGAGAUUUGGUGUCUGCUGCAACAAGGUUGAAUCUUGUGGGACCCCUGGGUGCAGCAGUGUUGCAACACCAAAUUGCUUUAAUCUCCGAUGAUUUGUCCAGAAAAUGGAUGGGUCGUCCGGUGGAAGAUGCAUGCCAGUCUUGUCCAUUGAUCGACACUGUGCAGGGGUGCCAUGGUUACUUGUUUUCCAGGCUCUUUUGCUCCUGAAUUACUAUGGCCAUAAAUUUGCUGCCUGCCAAUAAUGCCUACUGCCCUUAGUACCUUACUGUGGAACUUAGGUGCUUAAAUUCUUGGUAUGAAAAUCAAGUUACUACAUCUUUAUAAAAAGUGUUAGUAGGUCAGACAUGCUACAACCAUGGGUUUACUGCGCUGAACUGAUUUUCAAGGGCUCUACAUGGUUGAUCAGUAAAGAGCUUAUUAUUAGUACUCCCUAUUGGGUCGGCCCUUAGGCUAUUAUGCCGGCUUUAGAAGGAUGGAUUCAACUUGCUCACUAGCCCGAAUUACAGGAAUGCUUUUCUACUCUUCACACCGGAAUCGAUUGUGAAUCGGCUUGUGGCUAAGAAAGAAGAGUCCCAUUCAACUGAUUGAAAAAAGCUUGGUUCCAUAUUAGGCAUAGCUUAAGAAACAAAAACAAGUAUGUAAUGGUAAGUGCAGAAUUGCAAUUUCAGAGCCGUUUCCGUAAUUAACAGAGAAUUUGGAAACUCAUUUUACUAAAUAAUUAAUGCAAUCAUAGGUACAUAAACUUUUAGUAUAAUUGGUGUACCAAACGAAUCAUUCAUGUUGUAAAAAUAAAUCUUAGAAACCCUAGAAAAAAUAUUGUGUUUUCUGAAUGACUAGUCCAAGGACAAAAAGACUACUAGUCUUUGUAUAAAAUUCACAUGAAUAAUCCUAAUUAUUAGCUAUCUUCUAA
Molecule: messenger RNA, 2372 nt
Organism: Cuscuta europaea
Lineage: Eukaryota; Viridiplantae; Streptophyta; Magnoliopsida; Solanales; Convolvulaceae
Source: the annotation of a GenBank genome assembly